AUGCGGCUCUGGAGUUGGGUGCUGCGCCUGGGGCUGCUAAGCGCCGCGCUGGGCUGCGGGCUGGCCGAGCGCCCCCGCCGGGCCCGGAGAGACCCGCGGGCCGGCCGCCCCCAGCGCCCCGCCGCCGGCCCGGCCACCUGCGCCACCCGGGCGGCCCGCGGCCGCCGCGCCUCUCCGCCGCCGCCGCCGCCGCCGCCGCCGGGCGGUGCCUGGGAAGCUGUGCGCGUCCCCCGGCGGCGGCAGCAGCGGGAGGCGAGGGGCGCCGCCGAGGAGCCGAGCCCGCCGACCAGGGCGCUCUAUUUCAGCGGGAGAAGCGAGCAGCUGCGCCUGCGGGCCGACCUCGAGCUGCCCCGGGACGGGUUCACGCUGGAAGUGUGGCUGCGAGCGGAGGGGGGCCAGAGGUCCCCGGCGGUGAUCACAGGGCUGUAUGACAAAUGUUCUUACACCUCGCGUGACCGAGGAUGGGUCGUGGGCAUUCACACCAUCAGUGACCAAGGAAACAGAGACCCACGCUAUUUUUUCUCCUUGAAGACGGACCGGGCUCGAAAAGCAACCACCAUCAAUGCUCACCGCAGCUACUUCCCAGGACAGUGGGUAUUCCUAGCUGCUACUUAUAAUGGGCGGCUGAUGAAGCUCUAUUUGAAUGGUGCCCAGGUGGCAACCUCUGGGGAGCAGGUGGGUGGCAUCUUCAGCCCCCUGACCCAGAAGUGCAAAGUGCUCAUGUUGGGGGGCAGUACUCUAAACCACAACUAUCGGGGCUACGUUGAACAUUUCAGUCUGUGGAAAGUGGCCAGGACACAGAGGGAGAUAUUGUCAGACAUGGAAUCUCAUGGCUUCCACACUCCUCUACCUCAGCUCCUCCUCCAGGAGAACUGGGAGAAUGUGAAACGUGCCUGGUCUCCCAUGAAAGAAGGCAACAGCCCCCAUGUGGAACUCAGUAAUGCCCACAACUUCCUGCUGGACACAAGUUUGGAGCCCCCUCUGUGUGGGCAGACCCUAUGUGACAAUGCAGAAGUCAUCGCCAAUUACAACCAACUACCACGUUUCCGCUUGCCCAAAGUGGUACGCUACCGUGUGGUCAACCUCUAUGAUGAUGACUACAAGAAUCCAACAGUGAGCCAGCAACAGGUAGACUUCCAACACCAGCAGCUGAUUGAGGCCUUCAAGCAGUACAAUAUCUCCUGGGAGCUGAAGGUCCUCGAGGUGAGAAACUCCUCUCUACGCCACCGCCUUAUCCUGGCCAACUGUGACAUCAGCAAGAUUGGUGAUGAGAACUGUGACCCUGAAUGUAACCACACGCUGACAGGCCAUGAUGGUGGAGACUGCCGCCAUUUGCGCCCCCCGGCCUUCAUGAAGAAACAACAGAAUGGCGUGUGCGACAUGGACUGCAAUUAUGAACAUUUCAACUUUGAUGGUGGAGAGUGCUGUGACCCUGAAAUCACUGAUGUCACUAAGACUUGCUUUGAUCCUGAUUCUCCACACAGAGCCUAUUUGGAUGUUAAUGAGCUGAAGAAUAUUCUGAGAUUGGAUGGAUCAACACAUCUCAAUAUUUUCUUUGCAAACUCCUCAGAGGAAGAGCUGGCAGGAGUAGCAACUUGGCCAUGGGACAAGGAAGCCCUAAUGCACUUGGGUGGCAUUGUCUUGAACCCUGCUUUCUACGGCAUUCCUGGGCACACCAACACCAUGAUCCAUGAGAUCGGGCACAGCUUGGGUCUCUACCACACCUUCCGAGGGAUCUCAGAGAUCCAGUCCUGCAGUGACCCCUGCAUGGAGACAGAGCCCUCCUUUGAAACCGGAGAUCUCUGCAAUGACACCAACCCAGCCCCUAAACAUAAGUUCUGCGGUGAUCCCAUGCCAGGAAAUGACACGUGUGGCUUCCAUAGCUUCUUUAACACCCCGUACAACAACUUCAUGAGCUACGCAGAUGACGACUGUACAGACUCCUUCACGCCCAAUCAAGUCGCCAGAAUGCACUGCUACUUGGACCUGGUGUACCAGGGCUGGCAGCCCUCCAGUAAGCCGGCUCCUGUUGCCCUUGCACCCCAGAUUGUAAGCCACACUACAGAUUCUGUGACGCUGGAGUGGUUCCCACCCAUCGACGGCCACUCCUUUGAAAGAGAAUUGGGAUCAGCAUGUGACCUUUGCCUGGAAGGGAGAAUCCUGAUGCAGUACGCUUUCAACGCCUCCUCCCCAAUGCCUUGUGGCCCCUCAGGACACUGGAGCCCUCGGGAAGCAGAAGGUCAUCCAGAUGUUGAACAGCCAUGUAAAUCCAGCGUCCGUACUUGGAGCCCAAACUCAGCUGUCAACCCACACACAGUCCCUCCAGCCUGCCCUGAGCCACAAGGCUGCUACCUCGAGCUGAAAUUCCUCUAUCCCCUGGUCCCUGAGUCUCUGACCAUCUGGGUGACCUUUGUCUCCACCGACUGGGACUCUAGUGGAGCUGUCAAUGACAUCAAAUUGUUGACUGUUAGCAAGAAGAACAUCUCCCUGGGCCCUCAGAACAUUUUCUGUGACAUCCCAUUGACCAUCAAGCUCCAAGAUGUGGAUGAGGAGGUGUACGGCAUCCAGAUCUACACGUUAGAUGAGCACCUAGAGAUCGAUGCAGCCAUGUUGACCUCUGUGGCAGGCUGUCCACUCUGCCUAGACUGUAAGCCCCUAAGGUACAAAGUGGUUCGAGAUCCUCCUAUCCAAGAGGACAAGGCCUCCAUCGUCCACUUCAACAGGAGAUUCACAGAUAGGGAUCUAAAACAUAACAGUGUGUACCAGUACCGCAUCAUCGCCAUUUCAGGAACUGAAGAGAGUGAGCCAUCACCAGCUGCCAUAUAUAUCCAUGGAAGUGGGUAUUGUGGUGAUGGAAUCAUUCAAAUAGAUCAAGGUGAGGAAUGCGAUGACAUGAAUAAGAUCAAUGGUGAUGGCUGCUCUCUCUUCUGCCAACAAGAAGUCUCCUUCAACUGCAUUGAUCAACCCAGUCGGUGCUAUUUUCAUGAUGGUGAUGGGGUAUGUGAAGAGUUUGAACAAAAAACUAGCAUUAAGGACUGUGGUGUCUACACGCCCCAGGGAUUCCUGGAUCAGUGGGCAUCCAAUGUUUCAGUUUCUCAUCAAGAUCAGCAGUGCCCAGGCUGGGUCAUUAUUGGGCAGCCAGCAGCAUCUCAGGUGUGUCGAACCAAGGUGAUUGAUCUCAGUGAAGGCAUUUCUCAGCAUGCCUGGUAUCCUUGCACCAUCAGCUACCCAUACUCCCAGCUGGCUCAGACCACUUUCUGGCUCCGGGCGUAUUUCUCUCAGCCAAUGGUUGCUGCAGCUGUCAUUGUCCACCUGGUGACCGAUGGAACAUAUUAUGGGGAUCAAAAGCAGGAGACCAUCAGUGUGCAGCUGCUUGAUACCAAAGAUCAGAGCCAUGACCUAGGCCUCCAUGUCCUGAGCUGCAGGAACAAUCCCCUGAUUAUCCCUGUGGUCCAUGACCUCAGCCAGCCCUUCUACCACAGCCAGGCGGUGCGUGUGAGUUUCAGUUCACCCCUUGUCGCCAUCUCGGGGGUGGCCCUCCGCUCCUUCGACAACUUUGACCCCGUCACCCUGAGCAGCUGCCAGAGAGGGGAAACCUACAGCCCUGCCGAGCAGAGCUGUGUUCAUUUCAUGUGUGAAGCCACUGACUGUCCAGAGCUGGCUGUGGAGAACGCUUCUCUCAAUUGCUCCACCAAUGACCGUUACCAUGGUGCCCAGUGUACUGUGAGCUGCCAGAUGGGCUAUGUUCUGCAGAUACAGCGAGAUGAUGAGCUCAUCAAGAACCAGGUGGGGCCGAGUGUCACAGUGACUUGCACAGAAGGCAAGUGGAACAAGCAGGUGGCAUGUGAGCCAGUGGACUGUGGCCUCCCAGACCACCAUCAUGUCUAUGCUGCCUCCUUCUCCUGCCUCGAUGGCACAACUUUUGGCCGCCGAUGUUCCUUUCAGUGUCGUCACCCUGCACAAUUGAAAGGCAACAACAGCCACCUUACUUGUAUGGAGGAUGGGUUGUGGUCCUUCCCAGAGGCCCUGUGUGAGCUCAUGUGCCUGGCUCCACCCCCAAUACCUAAUGCAGAACUCCAAACAGCCCGGUGCCGAGAGAGCAAGCAUAAGGUGGGCUCCAUCUGCAAGUACAAGUGCAAACCAGGAUACCAUGUACCAGGCUCCUCCAGGAAGUCAAAGAAGCGAGCCUUUAAGACUCAGUGUACCCAAGAUGGCAGCUGGCAGGUGGGAGCGUGUGUUCCUGUGACUUGUGAUCCACCUCCACCAAAAUUCCAUGGGCUCUACCAGUGCACUAAUGGCUUCCAGUUCAACAGUGAGUGUAGGAUCAAGUGUGAGGACAGUGACACCUCCCAGGGACAUGGGAGCAAUGUCAUUCACUGCCGAAAAGAUGGCACCUGGAGUGGUUCCUUCCACCUCUGCCAGGAGAUGCAAGGACAGUGCUCGGCUCCAAAUCAGAUCAACAGCAACCUGAAGCUGCAGUGCUCUGAUGGCUAUGCCAUAGGGUCAGAGUGUGCCAUCUCAUGCCUGGACCACAACAGCGAGUCCGUCAUCCUGCCAAUAAAUGUGUCUGUGCGUGACAUCCCUCAUUGGUUGAACCCCACAAGGGUAGAGAGAGUUGUCUGCACUGCUGGCCUCAAGUGGUAUCCUCACCCUGCUCUGAUUCACUGUGUCAAAGGCUGUGAGCCCUUCAUGGGAGACAAUUACUGUGAUGCCAUCAACAAUCGAGCCUUCUGCAACUAUGAUGGAGGAGAUUGCUGUGCCUCCACAGUGAAGACCAAAAAGGUCACUCCCUUCCCUAUGUCCUGUGACCUGCAAGGAGACUGUGCUUGUCGGGACCCCAAAGCCCAAGAACACAGCCAGAAAGACCUCCGGGGAUACAGCCACGGCUAAGGAAAGACAAAGACCUGUCAAAUAAUUCCCAAUGCCAGGACCCGCAUUCCUUUGGUAUUGAUUUCACAGUCAGCUGCUCAAUAGAAUGGCCUCUCCACACCAGGGAUCCUUAGCACCCAACCGGUCUGCCUUUAAUUUCACCUAGGAAUGACUUCUAGUGGGGCGCAUGAACCAAUCCCAUCAUGUUGAAUGAUGGAUGGAAUGGAAUCUCAUCCCAGAGUCUAAGAUGGAUUGCAUAUACAACAUACAGUCCUGGAGCCUCCUAAAAUUCCAACCAUUUGUCACAUGACUACAGAGAGAAACGUGUUCUGUGUCUGAGAGAGUGCACAUCUUUGGUUAGUACACAUGCAUGCAUAUGCAUCCAUACAAACAUCUGCGUCAAGGCUGUUCUGGAGACUGAGCAGAGAGACUGGAACAUAAUCUUUCCUGUCUCAGGCUUCUAGCCAACACUAACCAUGGGAGAAAUAGUGUUGCAGAAACUGCUUAGACCAAUGUUGAGAUACCAACUUAACUCACACUCUGAGGCUUGGACUAUGCAGGGUCGUGCACAGUGGUGCAGUCCUUUGAGAUUGGAAGAGAAAAGGUCUAUGACCACCUAUCUUUUGGGUAAUGAGGGCCUAGGAAGAGGUAAAGAUUCCAAGGUAUGCAAAGAUUCCCAAGUCUUCUGCUACUGUGGGAACUUUACCCUAGCACCAGGGUUUGAGGGGCAAGCUGGAAAUGGCUUAGAAUUGAAAUGUAAAGGUAUUAUGCCCGCCCCCUGCUUGAGGCUUGAGAGGCCAUACAUCCCUACAGAACGUAUCCAUUCCUCAAAUCUUGCCUUGGGACCACAUUUGCUGCUACUUUUCUUGCUGCUCUAUCCUAUACAUUGAGUACCCCCAUGAUGAUAAAACUAAGUUAGGAAAACUCCCACACAACCAAACAGUCUGCCUUAAAGAUGACUCUCAUUUCCCCACAGUUCCUCACUUCUUAGCCCUCCUGCAAAAGGAAACCCCUCAAGGGCCCACGUGGUGACAAGUGCCCCAUGAGUAGGUUUCUCAUCUUCGAAGGGAGUUGAGGGACUUCAGAAUCUAGAGUGUCUAAACCAGUGUUAGAUUUUGUAAGUGGAACAGUGUUAAAUCUCUAUGAUGUUGGAGCCAUCCAGAGGUCAUUGGACUCAUCUGGACUCUUGGCUCAUCAUCUUCAUCCUAGUCUUCCUGGCCUUUCAUAUUGCAGUAAGCUUUGAUCCUGAAGACCUCACCAUUGAUCUUAAUAUGUAUAAUUCUAAUAACAGAGAAUCAUUUAAGGUAUGAUCAGUGUGGGAUGUGUUCUAUAGGAUCUUCAGAGGGAAACCAGGGUUUACAGCCGCUGUACUCAACAUAAUCAUGACAUUUUCCAUGUAUUUUUCUCAGUACCAGUACUGACUCCCACAUUUGUGGCUGGCAAACUCUUCCCUCAAUCCAUGUUCAGCUUCCAAAAGCUAAGUGGAGACUAGUCAGUUUCACAAAAAUGUCCGCAACUCUUUGUGGGUCUCUUUACCAAUUUCGAGUCAGUCACCUGUUUAUUCUCUUUGAAUUGGUAUGGGGCAAGAAUACGGCAAGAUGAAGCAGAGUGAGUGGCUAAGUUUGACCUACUUUUUGAAAUCUGAAGCUGCCAAACGAGAAGUUAGGAGGAGCUAAAUUAGUGAUAUGAUACAAAUAUUACUGCAAAGCAAGUCAUCUCAAGUAAUGAAGGCAACCAAAAAAAUAGUCAUGUGUGAGGAUUGAAAAUAUCAGACACCUGUGCAGCCCAUACAAACUCCUUCAUUCAAGGCAGUCCUAGUUAAUUCAUCACAGCUCCUUUUCCUAUGGGGACCAAAACCAACUUCAGAAAGCAUUUUACUAUAUCAUUCCAAGCAGCACAUACCUGCUAAUCAAGGACACUUGAGAACAUCUGUUGGCUCUCUGUGGUCAGUUCUAUCAAGACAUAUUGAGGUGCUUUUCACACAGGUGCCCACAGCAAGGAUGCAGUGCUUAGAUAGUUUCUAUGGCUUGUAUCAUAUUAUAAGCUCUGAGAUAGGGUUACAGAAAUGAGAGUUUUCCACCACUGUUAAGGUCAGGCUCAAAUCCUUUGUUUCUUCCUAACAAAAUAACAUCUUAUUAUUAUCCAGGGCAUUUUUUUCUGUAACAACCAGGGCCAAUGCUUAGCAAAAAUAGGAAUAUUAGAGUCAGUCCUCUUUUGUACCACUGUCACAUGUCUUAGAACUCUCGCCAAUGUGUAAGUUUUCUCUUUUGCACUUGUUGAGAGGUACAAACUAAGGACAAUAACAGUAUCACCCCUGUUAGUGGCCUAACAGUACCCAUUAGUUAUAACUGAAAAAACAAAAAAAAAAACAAAAACAAACAAUUUUGUAAGACUCAAAGAUGAUGGAAGAAGGAGGUAUUGCAGGGACCACAGAAGAACCUCAUCUUCAAUCAGUCCUCAUCCUCUUUCUACCUCUCCUCUCACUGUCUUAUGCUCCUAUUUUCCAACUGGGUAAAUAUGCCUGAUUGCUGACUUCUAACUCUUAACUCACAAAUUGAAUUGAGCGCUUUUGAGUAAUGAUCUAUCCAGUCCAUUUCUUACUAUCAUUACAGUCUCUUAACAACAGAUUUGUUUUUCCAUGAAUAUUAGGUAAAAGAGGUUCCUUGACUGUGGCCAUCCUCAUGCCCACUUAUGAGAUGUUUAAUUAAGAGGCUCUUCUCAAACAGUGCUGGAGGGUCCGCUCUAGUCAUGCAAUGCACUGAUUUCUCGUUCCUUUUUAUUGUUGGGAAUUGACUCAUUUUCUCACGCCUUCAGUCAUCUCCUGCAUAGAACAAUGGAGUACCGACUGUUUAUUGGCAGCUCAGAGGCCCUGUAAUGCUAGGGGUUCAGCAUCUGAAGAAGUAUUAGCCUGUUAGCAGCAAGAAUGGAAAGAUCAGGCAGACAACUCUCUAAGCCCCCAUCUAAAGAAGUCUUUGGAGGCUACAAAAGGCUCAGUGCCUGCCCAGAGGACUUGUGUUAUCCUCAAAUGUUGUGCCAACAACUGUUGAAGGGAAUGCAGUCCUUGGAAAGUCAGUUUUGGUGGGUUAAUUGGAGUGUUGAAGAAGGGAGUGACUGAUGGGCAUACAUGGUAGUUGCUUGAAGAUGGAAGGUGUCAUCUCCUGUUCCUGGCUUCAGCAUUAUUGAGUCACUGCCUAGAUAAUUCUGUUGAUCUUAUUCCCACCUUGGCUUAAUAUGUAAAUGCUGUUUGUUAAACUAAUUCUUCAAGACAGAUCUCAGCUACCUCCUUUCCAGGUUUGAUUUAACUUGGUUGUAACUGUCAAUUUGUUAUAGGUCUUACCUGUGUUUAAGGAGAGAAAGGGAGAGAGGAAUAAGGGAACAAAAGGAAGGAAGAAAAGAAAGAGGGAAGGAAAAACAAAGGAAAGAAGGAACCAAUAAAAAUUGAGUUAACAGUUCUGAGAUUUUUUAUGUUUUUGUCUGGAACUACUUCAAGUAGGAAAAUAAAAAGAAGAAAUUGGUGGUGACAAAACUGUACAGAGACAGAGUAAUAGAUGACAAGGAGAUUAAAAUGAAAUAAAAAUGCAUGAUUUAAAAUUAAGAAGAAACAUAUUGCUAUGUUUCCCAAAGGAAAUUAUUCUACUGACCGAGUAGAUAGACAUAAGCAUAAACAUUUCUUUAGAGCACAGAGUAGGAUUUUAUAGCAUUGUCUGUUACUUUCUGUACAUUGUGGUAGGUCCAGAAAAUAUGACCAUUCCCCCUUGAUAUGUUGGUGGGAUUGGUGGAGUAUUCUGUUUAUUUGUUUGGUGGCAAUCAGUGGUAGUAGGGAGUGGGUGGGUUUGGUAUUGGUUUUCCAUAUAUUAAGGGGACAUAUUGUGUCAUUGUGCUUUUUAUGUUCUAAGAUGUCUCUAUUUACUGGUAUAGCACUGCAUUUUCUAUAAAGACUGCACUCAGAACUGCACUGCACAGCCCAAUUUCCAACAAUGCUGCUACAUGACCAGACAGGUAACUCCAGUGAGUUUUGAGAAACCAAACAUGCUAAGCGAAGAACAAAGCAAGUAAGAAUCUAAAUAGUAAACAAACAUAACUUUAGUCUUGUUAAUUAUUCCAGUUUUGCCAAAUUCCUAUUAAUGAUUUGCUUUUCAGAGGGAAUGUAUGAUAGCCAAUAAAGGAAUUACAUCCCCAGAAUAUAGAACUGCUAAUUCCAAGUAGUUUGACUGGUGAUCUUCAAUAAGUUGUCACAUUGCCUCUACAUUUGCCUCAGUUUUUUUAGUGGCAAAAUGGGGAUAAUCAUACUUACCUACCUCACAGGGGGAGGACAGGGGAUGAGGCUAAGAGGUUCAGUGGCCUUUGGCAAUCUGGGAAGGUUGACAAGAAGUUCAUGGAUUAGGCACAGGCCUAGUAGUAAUUUAGGAAAGAUAGGGAGCGCUCUUUGGAUAUGUCAAGGAGUAAUUCUGGAGCUCCUGGAUGGUAAUCCACCCUGGGAGAAAGACCUAUAUUGAGGGAUAUUUGACUUUAUAGGUUAAUUCAGUUUUUCCCCGGUAUCCUAGGCUCUCCUAGUUUGAUCAUUUGCUUAAAAGCCAAUUCCUUCCUACAGUGUAAAAGCCAGUUUACUGUUGUCUAUCCAAGACUUACAGGCCAUUUUCAAAUUUCAGAAGAAGGGAGUCUCUGAAAUUCCUUCAGACUUUAAAGUCCACAUCACGUGUUCCAUGAGAAGAAGACAUGGCAUUCUGAGUGCAAACAACUCGGGGCCUCUGAAACCACACACCAGCAGACAGCAAGGAGACUUUGAACAAUGAUUGAGUUGCUUUCUUGGGUCUCUGUAAUCAAUAACCUGUCCACAGAUAUCUAUCUAUAUAAAGAUAUUAUAUAUAAAUAUAAAUUUACAUAUAUAUGCACAUGUAUAUAUAGUUGUACAUAUAUGUGUGUAUAUAUAUACUUAAAUGUAAUAUUUACAAAAUAAAACUGUGAUCUCGUCUAGAGAAAAUGUACUCAUAUUACAAACUGCUCUUCCAUAUUUAUGUACAAUAUUAUACCAUUUUAUUAUUGUUAUAAUUAUUAUGGGUAUUUCUAAUUAUUCUGAGGUUGAAAUCUGUUUGGCACCUUCUGAAUGCUACCAAAAAAUGACUCUUCAUUAAAGUGUUUAAAAUCUGUACUAUUGAGAAUUCUACUGGCCUACUGUAAAAACAAAACAAACAAACAAACAAAAACAAAAACAAAACCAACACAAUUCCAAUCCUUUCUCUGUACCUCACACGCAUAAAUUUGCUGCUCCUAUUUUUGGGUUUAUGUUUUUCCCAUUUGUGUUUUUAUGGAUCUAAGUUAAGUCUUUCAGCAAUAUAUAAAAAUGUAAAUAGUAAACUUUUAUUUAUUAAGAAUGUCAUCUUUUUUAAUUUAUAUUUACACAAUUGUUCAUCUAAUUUAUUUUUUCUAUACAGUUUUAAAUACUCAGACAUAUUUUGCUGUUUAUGAUAUUUUUAUCCCGUCUCAUGGAUUUGUUAUUCCAUACUGUUUUCUUCUGGUCUCAAUUACAGGUUGGGUCUCACAAAAAUAAUGUCAAUGACAGAAAUAUUUUGCCACUGUUGAUUACUAUAUGUUAAAAUUCUAUAUUAUGAAAAUAUAUAAUAGCUUGUAUGCUUCAA
Molecule: messenger RNA, 10505 nt
Organism: Ochotona princeps (American pika)
Lineage: Eukaryota; Metazoa; Chordata; Mammalia; Lagomorpha; Ochotonidae
Gene: PAPPA
Product: pappalysin 1
Exons: 22
Coding region: 1-4890 (1629 amino acids)
Molecular function (GO): metallopeptidase activity; protein binding
Source: RefSeq, a predicted model, not a curated record